This is a messenger RNA of Scleropages formosus (Asian bonytongue), 3163 nucleotides long. Its product is annotated as bcl-2-associated transcription factor 1-like. The record is from RefSeq and is a predicted model, not a curated record. Gene Ontology annotation, cellular component: mediator complex. The transcript has 11 exons. NCBI's taxonomy places the organism in Eukaryota, Metazoa, Chordata, Actinopteri, Osteoglossiformes, Osteoglossidae. Gene Ontology annotation, molecular function: transcription coregulator activity; DNA binding. Bases 139 to 2577 code for a protein of 812 amino acids. Gene Ontology annotation, biological process: positive regulation of transcription by RNA polymerase II.
CGAAGUCCUUCGAGCGAAGGGGGAGGUGGCGGUACACAGAGAAACAGAACUGAAAACGAGAAAUACGAAAAGAACAAGCUAAAAAAAGAGAAGAUAAAUAGGUGAAUAGAGAGGGUACAAAGAGCCUGGUGUGAGACAAUGGUCCGGUCCAAGUCCCACUCGCGCUCCUCCAAGUCGAGGUCACGCUCUCGCUCCAGCUCCAGGUCACGCUCACGUUCACGCUCCAGGAAGAAGCGGUACAGCUCUAGGUCUCGCUCACGGUCACAUUCCCACUCCCGCAGUCGAGACCGGAACUAUCCGAGAGAGUACCGCCGGGAUUUCCGCCCCAACCGGGGCAUGAGGCGACCGUAUGGCUUUCGGAACCGCGGCCGGGGGUUUUUCCAGGGUGCCGGUCGUUUCCACCAUCGCGGGGGUUUCCGCCCCAACUGGCAGAACCGCCGCUACUCGCGCAGUCCUCGUAGGGGUCGAUCUCGCUCCCGGACCCCCAAGCACAGGUCCACAUCCCAGAGGUCGCGCAGCAAGUCGGCACGGUCAGGGCGGUCCUCCGCUUCUCGCCACUCGUCGUCCACUUCUUCGUCACCGGCUCCGCCUAGACGGCACGGCAAUCAAGAGAAAACCAGUAGGAGAACAGAGUGCUCGAUGCAGGAGGGUCGGCCUCCGGUGCCAGAGGGCGUGACCAUCCAAGGAGGCUUGGCUGUGGGGACCUCAUCCCAGGUGGAGUCCAAGGCACCGGCACUGCUCUCUGACAGCUGGAUGGGCAUCUCGACCUACGAGGACAACAGCCCCCCUCACAGCCCCCCCAAACAGGGCUCCUCCCACUCUAGCUCACAGACUCACCUGGCAGCUCCUCAAGGGAGCACCUCACAAGGCCCCCCAGGUCUGUCCAGUGCCCCAACCGGCAGGGUCCUCUUCCCUCAGAGUGACGAACAGGAUCUUCCAAAAGCAGGGAAAUACUUUAAAAGGGGUCUGGAGGAGACCAGUGAGAGGACCAUUCUCCAGGACAAAGGGGAUGGGUGGGGGAGCAUCCCUCCAAAGGACCGACUGCAGGAACGGGUUCAGUGGGGUGAUCUGGAUCUAGACUUGGGGGCCAAGAGGAAGGGCGACAAGGUUCCCUUUCUGGGAGACUCCCCUGAGCCCGAAGAGGACGAGUCCCAGGCCUACAGGCAGCCGCACCAGUUCAAAGUGGGCAGCCAGGCUGAGUCCAGCAAGGGCCCUUUAGUGGAGUCGCUGUGGGUGCAGGACCAUGCAGAGGAGCCAGCCAGGGGUAAAGGCCAUGGCCCUAAGGGGAUCAAGGAGCCAGAGAGAGCACACAAGUUCCAGGACUCAAACCUCCUGCUGAGCACCACCAGGUACAGCGAGCAGGCCGAGGGGGCGCAGCAGUACGCCGCCAAGCGGGAGGCAGUGUCGCUCCUGAACUGGCACCCCCUGGAAGGGAGGACCGAGAACGCUCCCAGAGCAGGCCCCAGCCACGGGGGCUGGCCACAGGUCAAAAUGACAAUGGCAUCCCUUGAACGUGAAGAUGCCGGCCCAGGGCUCUCUGUAGCGGUGGACCGCUCCUUGGCCAGUGCCCUCGCCACCUCCAGCAGGAAGGAGCAGGCCUUCCGCUCCGUCUUCCACCACAUAAUGCAGCCUCAGGCCCCCCAGAGCUCGGCUGAGGCCUUCGUUCACCACAUUGUGUUCUUGGUUCACUACGUCAGAGAGCGUCACUUCGAGCCACCUGCACUGUCCCUCCAUGAGCGAUUCACUAUCUAUCAGACAGCAGGUGUGGAGCACGAGGCCGCACACCGAAGUCCCGAGAUCCACAGGAGGAUUGACAUCUCUCCAACUGCAUUUAAGAAGUCCAGAAUCUAUAAGGAGGACCCCAAGGAUGAAAAAAAAUCGAGAUGUGGUUCUGCUGACGUGCGGUAUGAUAUUGAUCGGAGCCAUGAGCGCCAUGACCGCGAAGAGACCAGGGUGACCCGGGAUGCCAGUCCACCCAGGAAGGGGGACAAACUGGGCAAAGAAUUCAAGGAUCACAAAGAUUACAAACCUUUCAAGGACGACAGCAAACACAAGAGUAAAGACAGGGGUAACUCCAGGUGCUCCUCCAGGGCCUCCUCCAGGUCCUCGGAGUCCCGUGAGGAUGGCCGGGACAGGCGGAGAGCCCGGGAGGAGCCAGGAAAGGCUCCAGCAGAGCAGAAGGUCUGCACAGGACCACAGACUGCCAUGCGACCCAGAGGAACUUUACAAUUCCGCAUCAGGGGGGGCCGGGGAAGGGCUCGGGGAGCCGUCCCACCAACCGCCCCAUUCCAGAAGAGGCCCAAGGAGGAGGAAUGGGACCCAGAGUAUACUCCCAAGAGCAGGAAGUAUUUCCUGCAUGAUGACAGGGACGAUGGCACAGACUACUGGGCUAAAAGAGGACGCGGACGAGGGGUCUUCCAGCGGGGCAGGGGGCGAUUUCCCUUUAGGAAGUCCAUGAGUAGCCCAAAGUGGACCCACGAUAAGUACCAGUGUGAAGGGAACGAGGAGCUGGAGGAGGAAGACCAUGCAGAGUGUGAGGAAAGGAAGGAUACCCACAAAGAGGAGAAAGUGGAGUGAGAAGGUACAGUGGUUGAGCAGAUUGGGAUGUGUUUUGUCCUUUGCUUUACCACGAGUAUGAGUAGCAUGUGAAAGUGUUGUUUUGUUUUUUGCUUAUCAACAGAGUAGUGUUUUUUGUUAAGUAAUGAUUGCAGUGAUAGUAAUUUUAGUAAGACAUGUGGAGCAGUCACAUUGCGAUGGGACUGCGAUGGUACACGGAGCUUCUUUGGUGUCCCAAAGUUGUGUGUCCGCAACAUGUUUUUGUUACAGAAAAUAAGAAUGUCUAUUUGGGUAAAAUGGGUUUGUUCAGAACAUUUCUUCUACUGUAGGUAGGCUUUGUAUUAGUUUUCAUGGGGUUACCUUUGAUUUGAGUUGACAUUGGUCUACUAUGCUUUGUCUUCCCUCAUGUCCAUCCAAAGACGGAAGUUCGGGAGAAACACUGAGUUAGCAGUUACUAGGGUGGUUUUUGUGAGAAAUAUUUCAAAGAAAAUCUAUGUAAUUGGUGCCCACUUACAUGUAUAACCAAUGAAGCAGCCUUUUUUCUGUAUGACGUAAUUUUCAGUUAAUGUCACAGUUAGGGCAUAUUAAACCUGCGUUUUAUUUCGCA